AUGCUUGUGAAUGUUACUCCCAUUGAUAUCAGAGAAGUUGCACUGUGUACAGGCCUAUACAACUGCCGUGCACUCAACCAGUGUGGCUUUGUGAAAGAAGACUGCAGCACUAUAGAUACUAUCCUCCUGGAAGAACAUCGAGAAAAGAACAGCGGUGUGCAUGUCGCUCUUCUCGGUCUCGAGAAAGCUUUCAAUCGUGUCCAACAUGAUCUUUUAUGGAUGUCCGUGAGGUCGCAUAGACUACUAGAAGAAGAUGUGCGGUGGACGAAACUGCUUUAUGCGAAGUCUACCAGAGUUGUAUUGUGUGCUGCUGGAACAAGCAGGCCAUUCCUUGUACAAGCAGUCCAUCAGAGUUCAGCACUCUCACCCCUGCUGUUCAUACUGUGCAUAUACUCGAUAACGAAGGAAAUCCAAAAGCAGCAUCAGUGGACCCUACUCUUUACCGACAAUGUCACGCUCUGGUCGGAGUCUCGAGAUGAUCUUCAAAAACAAUGCGGACAAAGGAUAGAAGAUGGUUCAACUCGUGUCGAUGGCACCAAAUUAGACAAGAUGGACUGUUUGAAGUACCUUGAAUCCGAAGUGACUUUCACAGGCGGCAUUGAUAAAGAAGGUCGAGCACGUGUUAAUGCGGCAUGGAUGAAAUGGAAAAUGGCAACAGGCGACGAAAAAGUCCCUGUUCGACUGAAGCCGAAGACCUGCAGGACGGUUGUGCGUCCUGUUGCUCUUCACGGAUGUGACUGA
Molecule: messenger RNA, 741 nt
Organism: Necator americanus (New World hookworm)
Lineage: Eukaryota; Metazoa; Nematoda; Chromadorea; Rhabditida; Ancylostomatidae
Exons: 2
Coding region: 1-741 (246 amino acids)
Source: RefSeq, a predicted model, not a curated record